Molecule: messenger RNA, 1872 nt
Organism: Brugia malayi
Lineage: Eukaryota; Metazoa; Nematoda; Chromadorea; Rhabditida; Onchocercidae
Gene: Bma-ace-2
Exons: 13
Coding region: 1-1872 (623 amino acids)
Biological process (GO): choline metabolic process; acetylcholine catabolic process
Cellular component (GO): plasma membrane
Molecular function (GO): acetylcholinesterase activity
Source: RefSeq, a predicted model, not a curated record
AUGAUGCACCCGUACUUUGCUACUUUUUAUCUGUUCUUGUUCACAGCAAUAGAGAUAAUUUAUGCCAGCAGGUUAUCAUCCAAAGAUGAAACCACUGUCCGCACCAAAUUAGGCAUUAUUCGAGGUAUACAGCAGCAAUUCGAUGAUACAUUUGUAAAUGCCUACCUCGGGAUUCCAUUUGCCCAACCACCUAUCGGCAAUCGAAGAUUUGCAUUACCCGAAAUGAUUGAACCAUGGCAAGGCGAAUUGGAAGCCCAAAAACCUGCCCGAACAUGUUAUAUCACUCCAGAUAGUCAGUUCCCGCAGUUUCCUGGAGCCGAAAUGUGGAAUCCACCAAAUGUAUUUGAUGAGGAUUGCUUGGCGCUGAAUAUGUGGGUACCAGAGAAACAUGACGGGAAAGUAAUGGUUUGGAUUUAUGGCGGUGGCUUCUAUUCUGGCUCACCAUCGUUGGAUCUUUAUGAUGGGCGAGUGCUUGCAAGUCGUCAAAAGACAAUCGUCGUUAACAUUAAUUACAGGCUAGGACCGUUUGGUUUCUUGUACUUUGGAAGCAGAUCAUCAAUACCCGGUAACAUGGGCCUAAUGGAUCAGCAACUUGCUUUGCGAUGGAUUUAUGAAAAUAUUGCCUCAUUUGGUGGUGAUCCAAAUAAGAUAACAUUGUUCGGGGAAAGCGCAGGUGCAGCAUCCGUGACAGCUCAUUUUUUCGCACCCGGAAGCUCCCGUUAUUUCCAGAGAGCAGUGCUCAUGAGCGGUACGAUAGCAAAUUCAUGGGCCAUAAAAGAGAAGAAUAUGGCACUGCAAACAUCUAUGUUUUUGGCUGAGAAAUUGAAUUGUACUUCUGGACGUAACAAACAUUCAGAUGUUCAUUUGAUUGAAAAAUGCAUCAGACAAGCAUCUGCUGCAAAUAUACAGAAAGCAGCAGAUGCUGUUGGCGUGGAUCAAGUGCUACCGAUGACUUUCCCAUUUGUGCCUGUCGAAGAAGAUGAACAUUUUUUCAAGGGUAAUUUAUUUACGAAAUUGAAGAUGCGCGAUUUUACUAAAGAUAUAAGCGUAUUGAUCGGUUCGAUGAAAGAUGAAGGCACAUACUGGUUGCCCUAUUACUUUCUAAAUCCUAAAAUGGGUUUCCAGUUCAAUCAUACUAUAUCAGCUGAUGAUCCCAGCAAUCGGGCUUUAAUCAAUAGAGCACAAUACACAUGUUCAAUCCAAUCAUUUAUUCCUUAUUUUGAUGAUUCCCAAUUAGUGAAACAUGCAUUGCUACACGCGUAUGAGGAGAUAUCGGAAAGUAAAGAUCCACAAGAAAGAUUACGAGAUGGCGUUGCACGUUUUAUUGGAGAUUUCUUUUUUACGUGCAGCUUAAUCGAAUUUGCUGAUAUUCUAGCGGACAACAUUUAUGGCUCCGUCUAUAUGUACUAUUUUACAAAGAGGUCUUCAGCAAAUCCAUGGCCAAAAUGGAUGGGAGUAAUGCAUGGUUAUGAAAUUGAAUAUGUAUUUGGACAACCUUUCAGGCAUAGUCAUUUGUACGCACAAUCACAGCUUGAUUCUGAGAAACGUUUCUCAGAAACAAUCAUGAAAUACUGGGCUACCUUUGCUGCCGAAGGUGUUCCCAGACCACAAUGGCCAAAGUACAAUAAAGUGACACGUAAAGCAUUCGUACUUAAUGAUAAAAUAACAGGUUCUAACCAUCAGAUUGAUGUUGAUGUACACGGAAAAUCUUGUAGUUUACUCUCUGAAGCCCAAGCUGUUGUAAAUUACAAGUGUAAUACAAAAGGGAAUGCAUAUAAGUGGCUUCAUAGUGGCGUUUCUUCAUGGACUAUUGGCGUUUCAUUUUAUAUUUUGAUCAUAAUAAUAAAUCGUUGCCUUGUUUUGUCUCAAUAA